AUGGGGACACUUCAGAGACAGCUUGGCACUGGGCCGGCGGUCCGACAUGCGGUGCUGGCCCUGCUCAUGCUAUGCCUGCUUUUCUUUCCGUAUGGUUCCAGUACCAUUGUUGCAUCUGGAGGCGAGAGUUUCCCAGACGUAGCAGCACCGAGUGGUGCCGUCGAUGCUUCUGUUCCUGGGACUCCUGCGCAGAAUGGUUUGCUUCUGAAUGAGGGAGCGGGCGCCAAGGAGCAAACAUCAAAUGCUGGUACCAGUGUCGUUUCGGCUGAACAGCACGACAAGGGGAAUCUGGAACUUCUUAAAGCCCUGAUACUUGAGGCGGAUGCGACUGAGUCCGAGAAGCUGUCCGACAGUCAAUAUUUGUAA
Eimeria maxima is the source of this 366-nucleotide messenger RNA. RefSeq lists its product as hypothetical. NCBI's taxonomy places the organism in Eukaryota, Apicomplexa, Conoidasida, Eucoccidiorida, Eimeriidae. The record is from RefSeq and is a predicted model, not a curated record. Bases 1 to 366 code for a protein of 121 amino acids. The transcript has a single exon.